CCAGCCGUCCACUGGCCAGAACGCAAAACGCCAUUGUUAAGCAAAGAGGAGAAAACAGAGAUCAAUUGAUCCAUCGGAGAAAAUCGAAAGGGAAAAAAAUGGGAGAAGAUUUAGUGUUGGACACAGCGAUAAGAGACUGGGUAUUAAUACCAUUAUCGGUAGUAAUGGUACUCAUUGGAAUUCUCCGUUACUUCGUCUCUAAGCUCAUGCGUUCUUCUUCUCAAUUAUCAGAUCCUAAAAUCAUCAAAGAAGGGCAGGUUGUAAUUAGGGCAAGGAAUUUGAGAGCUGGAGCAAAUUUUAUUCCGGUUACGUCUUUUCGUGCAAGGAAGUUUUACUAUAGCAACGAGGAAAAUGGACUGCUAUAUGUUCCAAAGGGACAAGCUCAGAAUCCACAGGCACAAAUGUUUUCUGACCCAAACAUGGCUAUGGAUAUGAUGAAGAAGAAUUUAUCAAUGAUCAUACCUCAGACUCUUACCUUUGCAUGGGUCAACUUCUUCUUCUCUGGAUUUGUAGCAGCGAAAAUACCUUUUCCAUUAACUCAGAGAUUCAGGUCAAUGUUGCAAAAUGGCAUUGACUUAAGCACUGUUGAUGUCAGCUACGUCAGCAGUCGCUCAUGGUAUUUCCUCAAUCUGUUCGGAUUAAGGGGUUUGUUCAGCCUCAUUCUUGGAGAAGAAAAUGCAACUGAUGACACUCAACGUAUGAUGCAAAUGAGCGGAUUUGGUUUUGACCCUAGCAAGAGUUUGGGAGCAGAAAAGGAUGGCUUAGAUAUUAUUCAGCAUGAGUGGGCACUUCCUAAAUUUGAACAGCGGGCUGGAGCAGUCUUGCGGAAACUAGUCUACUGAGUAUAUAUUUUUAAUUUGUGUUUCAGCAGCAAACUGGACGACACUUCUUUAUAUCUGGUGAAAACUUCAAUCCUGAAGCAAGGGCAGGUGAACAUAAUGUUUGAGUAAGAAGAACUAGCUUAGCUUCUUUACAAGCGAAGGAAUUGAGUCUAGAGGAAACAAGUUAACUAAGAAUGUAGAUUUAAAAUCUCUCUCAAUUUCAGCUGUGCAGCAUUUUGCUUGCUGACUGCUGCACCGAGGUGGCCUACAGCCGGUGACAUUGGUUGAUUCCACCGUGGUAACUUUGAUACUUAUUUAGUUGUAUUUGGACGAAGUUGUAGUUAUUGCCACUUCCAUGCACAGCAGUUUCAAAAUUUCCAACCUUUCCACCAGAUGCUAAUGACAAAAAACUGCAAUUGUAUCUCUAUAUCAACAGUUUCCAUGACAAUCCGUGUACUAAACACGGGUUUAUGUUUCAGGAUAAGUGGUUUAUAUUUUUGUCUAUACAAAGGGCAGCCCGGUGCACAAAACAUCCAGCGUUCACGUAGGGUCCGAUGAAGGGCCGCACUCCAAGAGGGUCUGAUGUAGGCCGACUACUCUGUAACCUGUUUGCUCUCUUUUUGUACCAAAGUGGACUUUUGUUGCCAGAAUUUGCCGUUUGGGCGGAAAAAGAAGUGGUUUAGGUAUUGUUCGCGAAAGUGGUCCAUUCUGUAAUUGAAGCUAAUGAAAUCUUUCGUGUUGUUAGAAUUAGAAUUAGUAUCA
Molecule: messenger RNA, 1583 nt
Organism: Nicotiana tabacum (common tobacco)
Lineage: Eukaryota; Viridiplantae; Streptophyta; Magnoliopsida; Solanales; Solanaceae
Source: RefSeq, a predicted model, not a curated record